AAUAGCUAACGUAGUACCAAGACACAAAGUAUUCGCUUUCAGACACCAGCCUUAUAACACGCGCCCGGGGAAAUUAAGCUUUAAUUUUGAAAUUAUGGAACAUCAAGGGCACGAUACUACGGAAAUCAUCGGUAAAAUUCGAGUGGAACGGAGAAAGGCACAGAAGCCAAGAAUUGAGAAGUUAAGACGUGAUAGAAUAAAUGGUAGCUUGGACGAAAUUAAACACUUGGUGUUAGAAGCUCUCAACAAAGAUAUUUCUCGUUACUCAAAGAUGGAAAAAGCUGACAUUCUAGAGAUGGCUGUGCAGUUUCUGAAAGAAACCCAAGCAAGAAAAAGAAUGCAGCGAGUUAGAGUGGGGACCUCGGCACAAGGCUACAAAACCUCCGGUCUUUCCUCUGAUCGACCGAUCAGAUUAUUCCGCCAUUUUGAUUGCAUCAUCUCAUGUCCUUGGUUACCACCGCUGACCAAAGCAAUUGUGGUCACCAUACACGGAGCUCUAUGGUGGAAUGUUGAAGAUAAGGAAUAAGAUCACGAGUUGAGCUCGCAGCAGAACUUCAAGAUACUACUCCUCAAGAGAGGCAUUUGGUUGCACCUCCUCAGAUCCCCCAUCUUACGAAAGAAAAACUUCUCAUGGGAAUGACCACUGACGUAAACCCCAUUCAAGUGAUGUCACCUGUUGUGCCACCUUUCGCCUCAGCUCCCAUGGUUGCCAUGACAGCACCACCAACUAUUGUAUGGUUACCUUACCCGUCACCACCUCCCUCACCCACAGAGAAGUCCAACGAAGUUGCUGACUCCGUGAUUAAGCAGAGCUCUGUUAGCAGAAAGGAACCCACUCCGAUAGUAACGUCACUUAGCAACACAACAGUAUUACCCGUAUGGAGACCGUGGUGACAGACAAGCGCAUGAAUUAAAGAGAAUGCUUGAGACGAAAUUGUUUUAAGAGACAAAUGAAUUAAGACUCGAGAACGCUUACUACAACAAAUUUACUUGUCCACUUAUGGAAAAUGAUAACGCUAAAUUCUUUCGUGUAGCAUAAAAUUCCCACCCAGUCCGCAUUAAAGAAAAAUUAGUUCUGUA
Messenger RNA from Stylophora pistillata, 1080 nucleotides. RefSeq lists its product as uncharacterized. NCBI's taxonomy places the organism in Eukaryota, Metazoa, Cnidaria, Anthozoa, Scleractinia, Pocilloporidae. The record is from RefSeq and is a predicted model, not a curated record. Gene Ontology annotation, molecular function: protein dimerization activity.